GCAGCACUACAGGCCGCAGGGGGGGAAGGAGACGUGUCCCACUUUUACAUUAGCCUCAGCGGAUAGAGGGAGACACACAACACCGGUGGCGACAUGGAUGAAAAAGCAAACGUGGAAAUGUCAGAAAACCCCUUCGCUCCGUACAUUGAAUCUCUGCGACAGCUGCUGGAGGAGCAAGACCCCGUUUUUCUCAUCGCAGUCGUCGUCGCUCUGGCCGUUGUUGUCAUCACCUGUGUGUUCCUGAAGUACUUUCUCUCCAGCAAAACUGUCCGAAGUGCCGUCCUGCUGGUCGGGCUGUGUGACGCUGGGAAAACCCUCCUGUUCACUCGGCUGUUGUCAGGAAAGUUCAAGCGGACACAGACCUCCAUCACUGACAGCAGUGCUCCAUACAAAGCCAAAAACGAAAGGGGCAGCACCUGGACUCUGAUCGACCUGCCUGGACAUGACAGUCUUCGCUCUCAGUACCUGGAGAAGUUCAAGUCUUCGGCCAGAGCGAUUGUGUUCGUGGUGGACGGCGCUAUUUUCCAGAAGGAGGUGAGGGACGUGGCCGAGUUCUUGUACAUCCUACUGACGGACGCGGUGAUCUCCAGGAAUGCCCCGGCUCUCCUGGUAGCAUGCAACAAACAAGAUAUCACCAUGGCAAAAUCAGCUAAACUGAUACAGCAGCAGCUGGAAAAGGAAUUGAACACCUUGCGAGUGACUCACUCGGCGGCCCUGAGCUCUCAGGACGGCUCUGUGGGCGGCAGUGUGUUUUUGGGGAAAAAAGGCAAAGACUUUGAGUUCAGCCAGCUGCCCCUGAAGGUGGAGUUCCUGGAGUGCAGCGCCCGCGGCAGCAAGGCCGAAGAAGGGGAGGCAGACAUCGAGAGCCUGGAGAAAAGUCUGGCUAAGCUGUAAAGUCUGCAACUCGACAAUCCUCAGGGCAGAAUUUGACCCAGGCACAGACUUUGUAUUCACAGGAGGGAUGACAUCUCAGUGGAGGACCUAUUUGACCAAGGUUACCAGUCAAACACGGUCCUCUAGGCUGACUGUCAACGUAAAACUUAAUUGCAUCAAAGGCAGAAGAACUUUUGAGACCGAAUAGAUGAAUAGAAGACUGAAAGUAAUACCAAGGAAAAUAAACUAGCAUUUUAUCAGGUCGCUCUGCAAUGCUAAGAAAUGAUCAUGUGCUCAUUCGGUACACAUGCUACUGUGAAUAUCUGCUUUACAAAGCUGUACUUGGCUUGUUUUGGUAGAGAAAAAAUAUUUAAAGAGGUUGAAAUAAUUUCUGUACUAUAUUUGCAGUGAUUUAAGGGAAAAAAAUGAAUUUGGCUGUCAAAGAGUUUCACCAUUUUUAUCUUUUACCUUGUCUCAGCCAGUCUGACUGAUGAGCUGCCUUGUCAAAACAGAUGUAACGGACAUAAUUUUGAAUUUAUUGACUCAAACCGCAA
Molecule: messenger RNA, 1427 nt
Organism: Pungitius pungitius (ninespine stickleback)
Lineage: Eukaryota; Metazoa; Chordata; Actinopteri; Perciformes; Gasterosteidae
Gene: srprb
Product: SRP receptor subunit beta
Exons: 7
Coding region: 94-894 (266 amino acids)
Biological process (GO): intracellular protein transport; vesicle-mediated transport
Cellular component (GO): cytoplasm; Golgi apparatus
Molecular function (GO): GTP binding
Source: RefSeq, a predicted model, not a curated record